Messenger RNA from Herpailurus yagouaroundi (jaguarundi), 3517 nucleotides. RefSeq names its product CUGBP Elav-like family member 6 (gene CELF6). Gene Ontology annotation, molecular function: RNA binding. The coding region runs from base 970 to 2157 and encodes 395 amino acids. The transcript has 14 exons. Lineage: Eukaryota; Metazoa; Chordata; Mammalia; Carnivora; Felidae. The record is from RefSeq and is a predicted model, not a curated record.
CCGAGGGUCCGGUUGCCAUGGCGAACAGGAGCGCGUGAGCCCAGGCGCCCCUCCCGCCCCCGGCCAAGCCCGGUCAAUUGCAGCUCUGAUUGGUCGCUGCUUCCUCAUUAUGCAAAUCAUUUGCGUAGACUCCGCGGCCAGCUGCCUGACGUCACCAAGCACGGGGGCUGGGGCUCGGGGCUCGGCUCCGGGAGAGCUCGGGCGGGAGCCCGGAUAGCGCCGCGCGGGGACCUCAACCCAGACCCCAGCGUCCCGCCGCCGCGGCCCGGUCCUGCCCCGCCCCCGGCCCCGCCCCUUUCCAGCCUGCCCCACCCCCUCUACGCCCCUCCACCCGGGCCCCGCCCCCUGUGCAGCCCCCCGCCCUCGCCGCCUGGACCCCGCCCCCUCCCCCCUGGCCCUCACCACUGGUCCAGGGAGGGGACGGCGGGACAGACGGGACUGGUGGGACCGGCGGGAGGGCGGACCGGGCGGGGAUAUGGCCGCGGCGCCCGGAGGGUCUGCGCCGCCCGCCGGCCCCGGCCCGCGCCUGGGUUUCAGCACCGCGGACAGCGGCGUCGGCAUGAGCGGGCUAAACCCCGGUCCUGCCGUGCCCAUGAAGGACCACGACGCCAUCAAGCUCUUCGUGGGGCAGAUCCCGCGGGGCUUGGACGAGCAGGAUCUCAAGCCGCUGUUCGAGGAAUUCGGCCGCAUCUACGAGCUGACGGUGCUGAAGGACCGGCUCACCGGCCUCCACAAAGGCUGUGCCUUCCUCACCUACUGCGCCCGGGACUCUGCUCUCAAGGCCCAGAGUGCACUGCACGAGCAGAAGACCCUGCCAGGGACUGCAGCCUGAGUCCUGUCGGUGUCUCGGCCCCCACCCUCAACCUGGUACACUGCAGGGGCUCCACCACCAGCGGCUCUUGGCAGUUUACAAAGACCUUUUGCGUCCCCAUUAUCUCAUGUGAUCCCCACAACACCCAUGAGAGGAAGAUGAAUCGUCCGAUCCAAGUGAAGCCGGCUGCCAGUGAGGGUCGAGGAGAGGACCGAAAGCUGUUUGUGGGAAUGCUGGGGAAGCAGCAGGGUGAGGAGGACGUCAGGCGCCUGUUCCAGCCCUUUGGCCAUAUCGAGGAGUGCACCGUCUUGCGGAGCCCUGAUGGUACCAGUAAAGGCUGUGCCUUUGUGAAGUUCGGGAGCCAGGGGGAAGCUCAGGCAGCUAUCCAGAGUCUGCAUGGCAGCCGGACCAUGGCGGGAGCCUCGUCCAGCCUCGUGGUCAAGCUGGCGGACACGGACAGGGAGCGCGCGCUGCGGCGGAUGCAGCAGAUGGCGGGUCAGCUGGGUGCCUUCCACCCGGCACCGCUGCCUCUGGGGGCGUGUGGAGCCUACACUACCGCGAUCCUGCAGCACCAGGCGGCCCUGCUGGCGGCGGCACAGGGCCCGGGCCUAGGCCCCGUGGCCGCAGUGGCGGCCCAGAUGCAGCACGUGGCGGCCUUCAGCCUGGUAGCCGCGCCGCUGUUGCCCGCGGCAGCAGCCAGUUCCCCGCCGGGCGGCGGCCCUGGCUCGCUUCCCGGUCUGCCAGCACCCAUCGGGGUUAAUGGAUUCGGCCCCCUGACUCCCCAGACCAACGGGCAGCCGGGCUCUGACACUCUCUACAAUAACGGGCUCUCCCCUUACCCAGCCCAGAGCCCCGGCGUGGCUGACCCCCUGCAGCAGGCCUACGCUGGGAUGCACCACUACGCAGCAGCCUAUCCAUCGGCUUAUGCCCCAGUGAGCACAGCUUUUCCCCAGCAGUCUUCAGCCCUGCCCCAGCAGCAAAGAGAAGGUGAGAGACAGGGGGGCUGGAGAUCAGGGUGCGGUGGGGCUGGACUCAGGGCCCCUCCCCUGAACCAGCGUGCUGCUGUUCCUGCAGGCCCCGAAGGCUGUAACCUCUUCAUCUAUCACCUGCCUCAGGAGUUUGGUGAUGCAGAACUCAUACAAACAUUCCUGCCCUUUGGAGCUGUUGUCUCUGCCAAAGUCUUUGUGGACCGAGCCACCAACCAGAGCAAAUGUUUCGGGUUUGUUAGCUUUGACAAUCCAACCAGUGCCCAGACAGCUAUUCAGGCCAUGAAUGGCUUUCAAAUUGGCAUGAAGAGGCUCAAAGUCCAGCUAAAGAGGCCCAAGGAUGCCAAUCGGCCUUACUGAUCUUCUCUCACUGACCAGCCACAGAAAGAAACUGAAGAGUGAGAAGAAAGGAAAGGAAAAGCACAGAAAUGCUUGAGCAGCCCUUCCCGAAGGAGCAGCCAUGGAUGGAGGUGGAUCGGACCCAAGGCUGGCGCCUGGGGCUUAGGCCACGUUAAGGAUUGUUUUCAUCAAGUGGGUUGUACUGUGCCUGUGGCAUAGAGCGCAGGCUGGCAAGGCAGCUGGGGCUGGCUGAGGAUUGACUGUCUAGGGGAACCAGCAGAGGGCCUUGGGGGUGCCAAGGGCUUCUCCGCAAGGGAAGCCCAGAUUUACUUCUUUCAAAAUCAUAUCAUUCCUUAGAGUUUAGGGACCAAAGGACUAUUGCUUUUUUUAAAAGAAUAUAUAUAUCUAUAUAAAUUAAAGAAACAAAACAAAAAAAAAAACAAAAACAAAAACAAAACAAAAGAAAAAAACACAAGAGAAACAAAAAGACAGUAUAGAGUCUCAUACAAGCUGCCUUUAAAUAUCCCUAGGAGACAGGGUGAAGGAGACCCUUGAAAGCCUCAGCCCAGGCAGAGGGAGGCUGUGGAAAGAUUGUUCUGUGUCUCAUUCCCUCUUAAAUUGUACCCCCCCCCCACCUUGCCUUUUUAAAAUAAUCAAGGACUUAAGGUCUAGCUCCCAUGCAGGUAACAAAAAGAGUUAUAGAAGCAGGGAACCCAUAAUCCCCAAACUCAGAGAGCAUCUCUGAAGAGCUCCAGGAGGAGCUCUGGCCUGUCCUGGCCUUUGCCACCCUGAGAGGCCCUCUAGCCAGCAGGAGUGUCCUUCUUGAAGGCCUUUCCUGUGGAACCACUGCUUCCCCAGACAGGAAGAGAGGGAGUUUUAACCACCCCAGCCUUUCCCUUCCCCAUCCAGAUAGACAGAGGCCCUGCCUUUGGCUGAGCCGAGACACCGCCUGUUUCCCCUCACCUUAAGUCAGCCCCAGUGUCCCCUUGUUCCAGGCCACCUUCUGUCUCCGAGUCUAUGUUUGCCCACCUGUAAAGUAGAUUCAGGAUAUAUGUAGAGGGCUGUGACAACAGACUUGGAAGGUUUGCUACUGUAUAUACUGCCAUUGAGAAGGGGAUAAUUUUCAAUAUGUAGAAGCUUCAGAAUUUAGAGGUCCCUCUUUACCCAGGACCUGGGAGGGAAGUAGAUGUUUUGCCAAAAUACUUCUUCAUUCCUUUAAAAAGUACAUCUUUCCUAUGCAAGAGUGUCUCACAUGUGCUUAUCCAAGGUGCUUCUAGAUGGUGAGCAGUGUUCAGCUUAGAAGUGGUGUGUGCUCUGUCUGUCUGUCUUUGUCUAUCUGUUGUAUUCAGUGGGUGCCAUAUAAAGCUGAUCAACGGUGGUG